Molecule: messenger RNA, 1760 nt
Organism: Danio aesculapii
Lineage: Eukaryota; Metazoa; Chordata; Actinopteri; Cypriniformes; Danionidae
Product: butyrophilin-like protein 2
Exons: 9
Coding region: 423-1760 (445 amino acids)
Biological process (GO): cell surface receptor signaling pathway; T cell costimulation; immune response
Cellular component (GO): external side of plasma membrane
Source: RefSeq, a predicted model, not a curated record
GUUAUGUCGCCCACGUGAUUCUAUCCAAAAAAAAAAGAAAGAAAAAAAGAUCGAGGUGUAAUAACUCGUGCUGUAACCUUAUGUCUUUAAAAGCAUUCAGCCAAACAUCAAAUAAGAUUGGCUGUUUUUCUUUUUAAGCAAACAAGCUAUUCGCCAUUUUUUUCUAGCGUAUAGUAGCCCAGUUCUUCCCAUGGAUUUACAGAAGCAUCUACAAAGAAAACGGGAACAUUUUCUCAACAGUAUUUUCUGCUCUUGUUCUUCCUGGUUCAACCAAGUCCUGACGUGCGCGCGCAUGACUCAGAAAAGCAAAAGUGAAAGUGUCUUUUUGACGAGCCUUCUCGUAUUUCUUGUUGAAAGGCUCUCGUUUUAAAGAUCAUUUAUAUUAGUUUAAGACGUUAUGAUAACUUUGUCUGUUUUAAAACAUGAUAAAACUAGUUUCCUGCAUUUUUAUGUCAGUACUUCUGGUUGCUGAUGGCUUCACUGUUCAUGGUCCCUCUGCUCCUCUGGUUGCUCCUCUGGGAUCUUCAGUGGUUUUGCCCUGUUAUGUUGAUGAAAUCUCACUAUUGGAGGAUCUGGAGGUGGAAUGGGAAAGAGCAGACUCAGAGACUCUGGUUCAUCUGUAUCAAGAUGGUGAGAGUCAACCAGAGGUCCAGCAGCAGGAUUAUUAUGGUAGAGCUCAUUUCUUUACUGAGGAGAUUCAACAUGGAAACUUCUCCCUCCGUCUGGACAAUUUGACAGCUCAAGAUGAAGGAAAAUACAGGUGUACAGUUUUCAUUCAGCUGGAUUCUGGAGAAACUGUGGCUCAGAUAAAAAUUGGUAAUGAGCGUUUGUUAGUGUCAGGAUCAAGUCGUCCUGCUUCUGCAUAUGUUGGUGAGGACGUGACUCUGAACUGCUCUGUAGACUCUCACAUCACACCUGAAUACAUUGAAGAGGUUUCAUGGAUGAAAACAGAUAAAGAAGGAGAUAUUCUGGUUCUGCUUUACCAAAACAACGAGACUUUACCAGAUUCAUCAGUUGAACAAUUCAGAGGCAGAGUUGAGUUCUUCACUGCUGAAAUCCCCAAAGGAAACUUCUCUCUCAGACUGAAGAGUGUCAGAACUGAGGAUAAAGGAGUUUACAUGUGUCAAGUGUUUGCUGGAGAUUUAUCAGCCAAUGCGACUAUAGAGCUGGAGAGACUGGGUUUCUCUUCUUUGCACACAGCUGUGCUGGUCUUCUGUGUUGCUGCUGGAUCUGGAGCUGUUCUUCUGCUCUGCUGUCUGAUCUACUGCAGAUAUAAAAACACAGUCUCCAGCAGAAUCUGGAAUCUUCAGCUUUCUCUGGUCUUUUUCCCAAACAUCUGUAUGUUCUUAGCCUUCAUCCUUUGGGGCUUUACUGAAGGAUCUUUGCAUGAGACCAUCACCUGCUCUGCUCUUUAUAUUCUGAGGCCUUUUAUGCUGAUCUGGGCUUUGCCCUAUUUGAAGUAUCUUGAAGGGAAUCUUAAAUCAUGGAGCAGCUUUUUCACACUAACGAGAGAAUUUGCCAUUUUCACACUCGUUGUUUAUUCAGUUCUUUUCUCAUAUGGCUGGAGAAAGAGAGCAUAUGAUACAGACAUCACACCUCGUGUAGGUUCUGGGGUAUUCUUUGGAAGUGUUGUGCUGAUAUGCCUCAUAUUGAGUACAGGGGACUUUUUAAGGCUUUCCAAAAGACAAAGAGAGAGAAUCCAAACUCUAGGUGAACACAUCCUCUUUUUUUUUUACCCAUUACUAGUUAUACUCCAAUAA